Molecule: messenger RNA, 2437 nt
Organism: Oncorhynchus kisutch (coho salmon)
Lineage: Eukaryota; Metazoa; Chordata; Actinopteri; Salmoniformes; Salmonidae
Product: rho-related GTP-binding protein RhoF
Exons: 5
Coding region: 374-1006 (210 amino acids)
Biological process (GO): small GTPase-mediated signal transduction
Molecular function (GO): GTPase activity; GTP binding
Source: RefSeq, a predicted model, not a curated record
UGUGAUGGAACAGGCCAGAUGACUACAGAGCGGUAGAGAGCGAGCAGCUGUAGACUGACUCUAUUGCGUGAAUGAGCUUUUACCACAGAGACGCUUUCAGUGAACAAAUUGAUUAGGAAGAGAAGGGUGUUCAGGGUCACUAGGAAAUAACUGAAGUUGGAAAGGACCAUUAAGUGGUGAACAGAGCAGAGUGAGACACCUGUUCAAGAUGAGACUGAGCUUGGUUUGUUCCUCUUGUUGACACUCAUUCUUCCCACUUAGCCAGGUUCUCAUUAUAAAUUAAUUGGGUGGAACUGACAUGUGUUCAGACUCAGUUGGGAGGGACUGACUUUAUCCUGACUUCUGUCUGACUGCGACCUGUUGGACUCUAGAUAUGACACAGAAUGGUACUAUGACUAGCAAUGGCAACGCUAAGAAGGGAGAAGAACUAAAAAUUGUUAUUGUGGGUGAUGGGGGAUGUGGGAAAACAUCCCUUCUAAUGGUGUAUGCCAAAGGAGACUUUCCAGAGAAGUAUGCUCCGUCUGUGUUUGAGAAAUAUGUCACCACGGUCACGUAUGGAGGGAAAGAGAUUCGGCUCAACCUCUAUGACACAGCCGGCCAAGAUGAUUACGAUCGUUUGAGGCCACUCUCAUACCAGAAUGCCAACCUGGUGUUAGUUUGUUAUGAUGUGACCAACCCCACCAGUUUUGAAAAUGUCUUAAUCAAGUGGUACCCGGAAGUGAACCACUUCUGUCACGAUGUUCCUGUCAUUCUGAUUGGCUGUAAGACUGACCUGAGGAAGGAUAAGGAGCGUACCAGGAGGCUCAAAGCCAUGGACCAGGCUCCCAUCACUUACACACAGGGUGAGGAGACCAGGCGGCAUAUGAGUGCUGAGCUUUAUCUAGAGUGUUCAGCCAAAUACCGGGAAAACGUAGAGGACAUUUUCAGAGAUGCCACCAAAAAAGCCCUGGCAUCAAGCCGCAGAGCAAGACAACGUACGAAGAAGAGGCAUUGUGUCAUCCUGUGACCUCGUUCUAGUGAAAGGACAGAGGCUUGAAGUCCAUUGACACAACAGGGGACACUGUCCUCUGGUCUUACAUGCCAAAGCUACACAUUCUGCUGCUUGUCUAUUAUAAACAACUGCUUGCCACAUCCUGGGUCAUCCUAAUUCAAUUUCAAGAAGAGCCUGUUCUAUCCCCAACCAAUUCAUGCCUUUGGUAUCUGAACAAUGAUAUUGAACACUGAACUAAUAUCUACUAAGAUCUGCUAGGAUAGAGAUGGAAUUCCUGCUAGUUCUAUGGGCACAAGGUCUAUCCUGGGAUUCUAGAGUGGUUUUGUUAAUUACUAGCUACGUUAGACCAGGGUGUAAAUUGGCAUAUAAAAGCAGAUUGAGAUUGUACUUCAUAUACCUUUUUUCAAAUAUCCUUUUAUCAAUUACUGAAUUUCUAUUUUUACUUUUAUAAAGAACUUAUGCCUUUUGUGGUGUUUAUUUUUUAACAUCUCUCACGAUCAUUGAGUGGUUGAUUUGUAAAACAUUUUUUUAUAGCAGUUCCAUUUCUAGGACGAGGCACUGACCUACUUAAUGUACUGUGUUACCUUGAAUAACUCUUCCUCACAGCUCUGGUCCACUGAUCACUAUCACCUGGCAAGAUUUGUUUCAGGAAGUUGUGUUAAUGGAUACCUACUCAGGGAAAAUAUCCAUUACAUAUGUUCAUGUAAGCGGCUUAUCCCUUCUGCAGUGGAUGAUAAGUACUAAUCAGUGACUGUGCUUACUAAGCAUGUUGAUACACAGUGCACCAUCUUCUGAGUACAAUGUGAUGCUGCACCUUUUAUAUUGUCAGGUCAAUUUACUACUGUGGUUGAAAGCUGUUAGAAAUGAGCUCCUUUCAAAGCUGGAGUCUGGACAAAUAUUUAUUGCAGGUCACUAAGUUAAAUGACAGUGCCCACUAGUGGUGGUUGCUAUAAAGAAAAAAGACAAGGCAGUGUUUCCUACUUAGAUAACUGAAUAAUAUGGACAUGCUGAUUGAUAUGUUUAGGAAAGAAACACAUCACAUGAUUUUCUAGCUGUAAAAUUACAUUACACAGAGCCAUAUAUAUCCAUGUAUGUAAAUAAAUGGCUCUGACAUAAGUACAUUGCCCCAAGAGGGAACAGCUACAAUCAAGCGAAGCUGAUUCAAUAUUAACAUAAGUCAUGUUGAAAAUAAAUCAGCCCAAUCAAUUAAAUGCCACAACUAAACAUAAUGAAAAGACAUGACAAAAUAUUUGAAUCAGAUGUUUUAUGUCUUACAGCCAUGUAUACAGUGUGAAAAAGCAGUAAGAGACAGCAUAAAUUAAAUGAUUUUGUCCAGUGUCUCUUGUUACAGGUGUACGUUCAGGCACAAGUUAGUCUUAUGACAGGACAAUCCAUGACAUGAACAUUAAACCAAACUAACAAUACAUGAGGAAAUAGGAUCUGUUG